Messenger RNA from Ilyonectria robusta, 1599 nucleotides. Its product is annotated as fungal-specific transcription factor domain-containing protein. Gene Ontology annotation, molecular function: DNA-binding transcription factor activity, RNA polymerase II-specific; transcription cis-regulatory region binding; zinc ion binding. The record is from RefSeq and is a predicted model, not a curated record. NCBI's taxonomy places the organism in Eukaryota, Fungi, Ascomycota, Sordariomycetes, Hypocreales, Nectriaceae. Gene Ontology annotation, cellular component: nucleus. Gene Ontology annotation, biological process: positive regulation of transcription by RNA polymerase II. The transcript is spliced from 3 exons. The coding region runs from base 1 to 1599 and encodes 532 amino acids.
AUGGAGAAACGAGGAAGAAAUGCCUGCUGGAAAUGCAAAGAGCGACGCGUCAAGUGUAGCUUGGAGAAGCCCGUCUGCGGCAAUUGUGCCCGGUCUCAGCACCGUUGCGAGUACGGUCUGAAGCUUCUGUGGAGAGAGGAAGCUAUGGCUAGGGGUAUAUGCUUUGGUCGACAGGGUAAGUACUGCUGCGCCACAGGCGUCCAUGGGAAGUCGUCCAAGACGUCGCUUCGCAGUCAUUCGCCAGCUCUCGAAAGCUUCAAAGGCCAUUUCUAUUUCUUCAAUACCUCGGCUGACAGCUUUCCAAAUCAACCCGGGCCACUUCAACAGCCCGUGUCGCAACCAGCCCUCCAUCCCUCCUCUUGUUCCACGCUCCAAGAUGGACCGCAAGAGAGGGAACUGGAUCAGGCAUGUCAAGAUGAAUCAAGUCAACACAUGGUUCUUUAUCGGACCGGCAUAAGUGGGUUUCCCACGGCUUCCCCUGAUGGAGACCCAUUGGACCUGCAUCUCUUCGACUUUUACAUCACAAACCUGUGUCCUAAUUUGAGCAAUUCGCCAACGGACAAUCCCUACCUCGAAUUCAUUGCGCCGCUUUCAUUAACCUCGGCACCUCUUUACCAUUCUGUCCUCAGCUGGUCGGCUCACGAGCUGUCCUUUAGAAAACCCGAUGGGCGAAGCUAUCACCAAAUCUCUGCCCAUCACAAGGUUCGAGCACUACGAGGCCUCAGGCAAGAGAUUGAAUCAUCACAAGCCAACACCGCUUCUCCUUCUAGUCUAGCCUCGGUUCUUGCGACCAUGAUAGUACUCUCUUGCCAGGAAAUCGUCGAAGCAUGCUCAUCAACGUGGAUGCAACAUCUCAAAGCCGCCCGGAUGUUGUGCAGCAUUCUUUGGCCGAAAGGUCACGAUGCACCUGACAACUUCCGGAAGUUCUGUGUCAUGUGGUUUGUCUCGCACGAGAUUAUGAGCCGCACAGCUUGGAUCCAAGACACGCUCUUUGAGCCAAGCGAGUGGUUUGCCGGCGACGACGAAACGGAGAUUGACGUUAUGAUCGGAUGUUCUCGUGGUUUGAUACGGCAAUUGUCCGAGACCAGCACUCUGAUUACGGAUAUUCGGAACCAACCGGCCUCUUCCAGUAACCCAGAGUUCAUAGCUCGCCGCAACUGCAUCGAAGCCGCCCUCAAACGACUCGGCCAGCGCAUUUCGACAACAAAGGGUUCAGCGCCGCCCGAGUUGCUCGAUAUUGCUGAAAGCAAGAGGCUAUGCGCAUUGAUAUACCUCUACACCUGUAUCGACAGCGCUACGCCGUCAUCGCCUGUGAUUCAGACGAUCACCGCACGAGUAAUGCGGAUCCUGACCAGACUGCCGCCCAAACCGUCACUCACCUUUCCCUUGUUUGUCGUGGGCACCCUGGGCGUCUGGAAUGAGGACGAUCGAAGAUUGGUGCUUGAUAUGUUGACGAGUAUGAUUAAGGCAAGGCCGUUGGCAAGUAUUGUCAGAGCAGAGGAAGUAGUUAGAGCUGUGUGGUUGGACAGGGACUUGGGUAAGUGUGAGCGAUGGGAGGAUUUGGUAGAGACAAGAGGGAGGUUGCUGAGUCUUGCAUGA